Molecule: messenger RNA, 6363 nt
Organism: Magallana angulata
Lineage: Eukaryota; Metazoa; Mollusca; Bivalvia; Ostreida; Ostreidae
Product: phosphofurin acidic cluster sorting protein 2-like
Exons: 22
Coding region: 13-2496 (827 amino acids)
Biological process (GO): protein localization to plasma membrane
Source: RefSeq, a predicted model, not a curated record
UUAAAAAUAAACAUGGCGGAGAAAUCUGCCAGAACGAUAGGAAUGGGCACAAAACCUGUGCCCAUGAAGUUCUUCGCUGUUUUAGAGGUGGAGAAAACUGCCCCAAGUUGUAUUCCAAGGUUAUGCACUCUGACUCUUAGUAGAUUGGUUAUACACAAACCACUAGAAAAUGAUUUGAAUUCUGUGAUCAUUGCUGUGAAAAUGCAGAAUUCCAAGAGAAUUCUAAGGUCCAAUGAAAUUAUUGUACCCCAAGGAGGACUGCUUGAUACAGAGUUGGAUCUCACUUUCUCUCUACAGUAUCCUCAUUAUCUGAAGAGAGACUGUAAGCUGCAAGUCAUGUUACAGAGAAGGAAGAAGUACAAGAACAAAACUAUUCUAGGAUACAAAACGCUGGCUGCUGGACAAGUGAACAUGACACAUGUUUUACAGAGGACUCAUGACAAGGACCUGUCCCUAUACAGUGAACAGAAAGACAACACAGAGAAGCUGGCCACCCUGGUGAUGUUACAGCUCUCCAGUCAACCGGUGGACCACACAGAGAAUGGACAGAGGAAGAAUGCCCUCUCUGAUGUCGAUCGUUCCCCAGACAUUGACAAUGAGUCAUACGAUGAAGAUGAUCAAGAAGAAUGGUCAAACGAUGACAUCAGUGAUCCGGAGGCAAUGGAUGAAGAUGGCAGGCUGAGGGCAAGAAAAUCGAACCGAACAGAGGCGAGAGGUGUGGCCACAGCUAGGGGGCGUGUCAAUCAACAGAGGAAUUUUAAACAGAAAAUUGUAUCUUUACUUCGCAAAUUCAAGAUCACAGAGGAGUCACUGGACCCUGAGGAGUUCCCAGACACGAAUCAGGAUCCGACGGAUGACAUUGAGGACCUGAUUGACGAGCUGGCGGAGAGCAUGAGUGACAGCGGACAGGAAAUGGACCCUGACACUGUCAGUGUCAUCUCCACCCCCAAACCCAGACUAAGACCAUUCUUUCAGGGACGGAUGAGUGCGGUUGAACUGGAAGACAGCACAAAGGACCCUGAUAAACAUAGCGAUGACUCAACCUCCCAAAAAAAGGACCCUGACAGCCUUCUGGAAAAAGAGCUCACAGAAGAUCAGAAAUCUUCUCCAGAAACAAAAGGCAAAAUAAAUCAUGGUCGCAGUCGGUCAUAUCGAGAAGGGAAGCACAAAAAAGGGGAGCCUCAUCGUCGACACAGCACUGGUCCAGUCCCUGGAUCGCCCCGAAAGGCACUGAUGGACCAGCUGGGUGUGGUACUGGGGGGACUGGAGGAGUCCCUCCCUGACACCGUGAUGUUGGUCAACAUUGCUGAGUGGCAAGGACAGCUGUUCCACCAGAAGGUACAAGACAAUAACUACAACUUGAUCUGCACCUGUGGAGAACCCGAUGUGAAGGCAGCCAUCAGUGCUCUCGUCACCAAAAUCCAGAAAUACUGCAACAGUAACUCCAAGGCCCCCAGCGCUGUCAAGGUCUGUAUUGCAGGAAGUGAUAGUUACGUUAACACCGUUCUCCGCCCAUAUGUGGAGCAGUUCUCUGCCAAGCCCCCAGACUGGCAGACCUACGUCAAGUUCCUCAUCAUACCAUUUGGCUCUAGCUCCAUCGGGAGAUACAUCGGUAGCCUGGACAGUGUAUACAACUCUCUGUUCCUGGAUCAGCAUUGGAAAGACACAUUCGAGAAAACAGAGGCCCCAAAACUAGAUUCUCAAGACAUCGUGAGUCGGUUGUCAAAGUAUCUGAGUUAUGUCGGGUCUGUUGUUCAAAUCCCAAUCGCUGAGGCCAUGGUUAUGUGUAGAGCUAAAAGUGGAGAGGAAGAUUCAUCACAAAUUUUGAUUCCAUUCAUCAGUGAAGUGAAGAUUGGUAGUUGUGAUAUCAUGAAUGCAUCCAUGGACUUUGAUGACACAAGCAGUACGAUGGUUAACUCGCCCUCCUUAUCCAGCUCUCCCCCAAACAACAUGGCUACUCUGGAUAAACCCAAGACAGAAUUCUCUACUCCCCCCAGCUCUCCUAAUGUCAACGUGGCCACCAACAGUCAAAGCAGCCUGCCCUCUAUGAUGCCCCCAUCAGGUGAGUUUGUGGAACUACAGGUAGAUUACUGGACAACGACUCCCAGGUCCGAGAGCUCGGAGAAGACGGACAAGGCCAGCAAGAAGGACAGUAACAAGUGUACGCUGAAGACCACGUUCCGCUCGCUGCAGGUGCAGCGCCUGGCUCAGAACCCGGUCGACCUCAACUCGUUCUCCAUGGUGGUGGUCACCAAGGAAAAGAAGCACAUCAUAAUGAGGUUAGGGAAGAAAGCCAAGGAGAGUGAAUCUAAGAGUCAAAUUGUGGAUGGAAUUAACCGGCUGAUUUGUACCACCAAAACUCAGAGCUACUCUCUCAAAGUGAUGGUUGAUGGUGUGGAGUGGACCGGAGUGAAGUUUUUCCAGUUGUCCACUCAGUGGCAGACUCACAUUAAGCAUUUCCCUAUCACAAUCCUCGGAAACCCGGACCCAGUCUGACUCCCAUCACAGAACUGCACAAGUCUCAGAGCCUCUCACCAUCAAGGUGAAUCCUGGGAAAUUUCCCUCUGAGGAGUUUUGUUUCAGGGCUUCCCUCUUUAACCAGAGAUUUUUACACAUCAUGCACAUAGCAUUACCUUGUAGAUUCAUUUGUUCGAUAUUCUUUCUGAUAUGUAACUCAGAGUUGAAACAACAUGUGACAACUGAGUUAAAGAGUGCUUGACUUGACUUCUAGAUACCAUCUCAUCACUGAACAAAAAAGCCAAGUUUCACUGUGCUAUUGUGAAACAAAUACAUCAGAAGUUGGAAUGAUUUGUUUCCUUUGCUGUGAGAGAUUUUUUUUGUUGCCCAAAAGUGAUCAGAGAAUCGGAACCCAAUCAAGCAUAUCUUUCCUGUAGUGCUGCUUUGUGUUCGACUGCGUCAUGGAUGGUUGAACGUGAGGGGUUGUAGUGCUAACUUGGCAGAAAUGUUUCAGCCUGUGUUGUACCUGUCAAGUACAUGUAAUAAUUUAUCAGAUAGGAGUUGUAUAUUGCAUUAAAUUAAAUAUUGAAUGUCAACAGUUCUAGAGCGAGAUCUGUACUAUAUUUCCAAUGUAUAUUUAUGAGUUUGUCUCUAGUGGUGCUUUAUGGUAUAUUUUUGCAUCAUGCAUGUUGUUAGUAUGAAGCAAGAGUAGAAAUUACAGUAUUGUUAUUUUUUAUUAGAAGGGUAUUUUGUAAAGUAAGUUGAAAUACUGGUAUUUAUACUUGUAUUUAGUUAGAAAGCCUUUUAUCUUGUUGGAUUUAAAUUUAUAUCAUAAAAAAAUGAUUGCAGUAGCAUGAAGUUGCCAUGUAAUCUUUCUCUCUCUCUCAAAUGAUUAAAAAAAUCAUGCUAUACAUUUUAUAGAUACCCAGUAUUCAUUUCUGUAUUUUACUGCUUUUAUUGUCUCAGCUUUUGAUUGACAGAGGCCAGUAAACACAAGAUAAACAGCUGUGUUGUUGAUGCAUAUUGUAUAAACUGUGUAUUUUAUACUUUUAGUUAUUACUGGUAUACCUCAAAAAUAAAGGGGGGGGGGGGGGGGAGGAGGGAGAGGGGCGGAGUAUAUGGGAGAUUUAUGUGAUCUAAAUCUGCAUUUGUACAGUCAAUUUGCAUUAUAGCUUACUUGCACUAAUGACAAAAGAGCAGUGAUUUUAUAUCUUAUUCUUAACAUGGAAGAUGAACUAACCGGUCCACUAUCAUUGUACAUUGUUAUACCACUGAUCAGUAUUGUCCAAUCAUCACCCAUUGUGAGUACUUUGCCUAGGAUGACACAUACUAAUGUAGGCCUUUCUUUACUUGUACCGGUACUUGGUGGACCAGGGCCAGAAACACCGACCAGUACAAAUGACAUGUUAAAUUACAUAUAUUUUCAUUGUGACUUUUAUUUUUGCGACCAUCUUAUUUUUGCUUUUUUCGCUUUAACUAAAGUAUUAUACGCAGAAAUUUAUGUCCGGUACUUUUUACUGUUAGAAAUUAUAGAAUGGAAAAUAUGAUUUGCCCAAAUGCAUUAAAGUUUUGCAACUUUUUGCAAAGAAAAAACCUCUUGAUAAUUAGUAAGUCAGACUUGUUUUAAAUCACAAGUAGUUAUUGCUUGUGAGGCAUUGAUUUUGCCCUUUUAUUUGUGAAUGAAUUCUAGUUUUUCUUGGCUUUGUAAAGUAUUUUCGCUGCUUGAUCUUAAGAUUUUAGUCAUCAUAAUCUUUUGUCAUUUGUGUACAUGUAUGAUGUGGAAUCAAUAGCAUUAUUUUGUGUGGAUAGGAAUGUACGUAUCGAAGCAUUAACAAUAAGAUGAGGUUCCAGGUAGUCAGUGUGUUGAUGGUACUCGUGAUCAUGUCAUGGUGUACAACUGUGCUACACUGAUCGAACUAUGAGAUUCAGAACAUUAACAUGAUACAAUAGUAAUAGUUCAAUUGUCUCAAUAAUCAAUAAUGUAAUGUGCUACAUUGUCCUCAGUUGAAGAUUUGGGCUUGCAUAUGUAGGGGUCUUGUUUAACUUUUGAACUGUUCAAAAUUCUUAAUUCUUGUAUAUUAUAUUGGUAAUGGUUUCAGGUUCAAGGCUAAUUAACAAGUUCAAGGUGAAAUAGAUCAGACACCCAGGGGAUGCUAAUAUAUAUGUCUUAGUGAGAAUAUAAGCAGAAAUGGACACUUAUUAAAGGAAGCCCAUGUUGGUGGAUUAGAGAGGUACCAUGUAUUUAGUCAGAUGUGGUACAUGAAUCAAGGUUUGCCUGAAAAACUUAACCUUUAUUAGACUGUCUCAUUUUUGGGGAAGGGGAAUUUAAGGUGGAGUAACACAUCAUCACAAAGUGGCUGAUCGAAAUGACAUUUCGUUUUAUCAAAAGGAUUUUAUGGACUGAAACAUGUAACUUACUCCAUAGCCAAGUGGAUAAAGUGUCUGACUUGUGAUCCUUACAUCCCGAGUUAGAAUCCUGCAGGGGCUUUUGUUGUUACUUACUGGAAUAAUUAUUUUAGAUAUUCAUUUUUUAUCCCCAAACUGCAAAUUUUUCACUUAUUUGACAUUUGUACAGUUUAUUUUUCAUUAUUUCUUUCAUUAUCAGAAAAUUUCCUGUUAAUUUGAGUGACUUUUUCCAGGUGUGUUAUUCCACCUUAAAAUGAUAAUAAAAGAAACUUCAAGGGUUACUUUCAUGGGUAAGGUCAUUCAAGAGGAUGAACAGUGUUUUCUGUGGCCAUCUUAUGUUAGUAGUGUGCUAAAGCUUGCAUGUGAGGCAGUAUACCUUCACUUAUUGAAUGUGUUCACAAUUAACCGCCGAAGAUCAAAUUGCUUGCCAAAAUGUUUGUUAAGUCUUUUUUCCUUUCCAGUUGAACAAAAACUCUUUUGUAUGAGAGAUGGGCUGCUGGUACAUGUUAAACCAGAUUGUUAACUGUACAGGGUAUUUAUUAUUCACCCCGUCAGAAUAUAGGUGACAGGUCUCGGUAUCUUAAUUUCUAGUCGAAUCACUUUUAUUUCUCUCACAUUAUGACAUUUUGAAAAGUUAAUGAAAACUUAAUGAAAUAUGACACUGAUCAAAGAAGAUAGCAAUGUGUUCUGUUGUUUAAAAUUUUAGUUAUUAUUGUAUAUAUAUGUAUGUGUAGGUCAUGAAAUCCUUUCUGCAAACACAAGUCUUAGAUAAUAUAUGUAGUGUAAUGAUAUAGACCUUCUUUUGCAAUUCUUUACAUUUUUGUCGUUGAGUCAAGUAGGAAGCAAUACGUUAACUAGUGCCUGAUUGUUUUUUAUCCAGAGAUUGAUUUUUUUAUCUUACAAUUGCAUGAACACCCUGUUCAACCAGUAUAGUCCUGUGCCAUCUGUUGCCAGUAUACUUCAAAUACUGAUAAUGGACUGGGCCUCGUACCCUGAAAAUUUGAAUGUGUUAUAAAAUUGUUUUUAUUAAAAAUCAAGAUUUUAAAAAAAUAUCUGUGCCUCUUUCAACGUCAGGCUAGAUUUAUCAAUAAGUUAUUUAACAGUUUAGUCAUGACUUCAAGUGGUUGGCCGAAUGUCUCAAUCAAGUCAGGUCAGAAAAAGACAAGGGAAUAAUGCAUUAAACUCAAACUGAACUUAAUCUGUGUACAAAUGGUGAUCAACAAUUGCUACCUAGAAUCAAAGUCUGUAGGUGAGCACAAUGACCCAUAGCACCAUUGUUUGGCCUCAGAUUGAAUGGGUAACAAAAGAAAGAUGAUGAACCAUAUUAAGUUGUGUCUUUUUUUACCGUAAUUUCCUAUGAUUUGUGUUACAGUAUGCAAUUUGUUUUGUUUGAUUUGUUUUUAUUAGGGGAUAAAUUGCAAUACCAUGACUGCCAGACCUAGCUCGUCUCCAUUGUAAGGUUGUUGUCAUCAGUACAAACAAUAAACAAUAUAACCAGAA